Messenger RNA from Aspergillus alliaceus, 340 nucleotides. RefSeq lists its product as uncharacterized. The record is from RefSeq and is a predicted model, not a curated record. The transcript is spliced from 3 exons. Bases 97 to 306 code for a protein of 69 amino acids. Lineage: Eukaryota; Fungi; Ascomycota; Eurotiomycetes; Eurotiales; Aspergillaceae.
AUAAGAACAAGUCCCUUACCAGUUCUUGUAUGUACAUAGCAAAUUCUAAUCAUAGAGGAAAGCACCCAGUCGUACUGUGCACGCUUUGUCGCCAAAAUGCCAGAUUUUCUCUUCAGCCUUCUCAAAAAGAAGAAAUCCACGGAAAUGGAGCAGGCGCUGGAUGCUCAGAAAGACUCAGUCUCGGAAUUGACAUUGAUCGAAAAAGCGAAACCAACACCGUGUCAUGCACAAAAGAACAAAACCCGCCCAAACAACAGGCAUUAUAAUCCGGCUGAUCUUUGUUUCGGCUCUUGCUGCCGGAACUAAUCGAGCGAGUUAUAUUUACUUUGCGUGGAGUGUC